AGCAGAGCUCUAGGGGUGCAGAGAAGGUUUGCGCAUGGCAUCUGAUCUCGGAAUCACCCAUUUGAUCUUGGAAAUGGAUUCUUUUCUAGUGGUUCACAUGCUUCAGGCAAAGAAAGGGGUGGAAGGCUUAGCUUGGACCCUGUUUUCUGACAUUCUUCAUCUUCUAAGAACGUUUUCUGAGUAUCAUGUGCAGCAUACUUUUAGGGAGGGCAACUUUGCAGCAGACUAUAUGGUUGCUAUUGGCCAAAACUUCUCUCAUGGUAUCACUAUGUUUCCAGAGCCUCCAGUGGAAUUGACAGGAAAUGGCGAUUUGAAGGGAAAAGGUGAGGAUGUUAAUAAUGAAGUUAAAGCAGAAUUACAAGGAAAUGAAGUGAGGACGGAUGGCAAGGAGGAAAAUGGUGGAUUAGAGAAUCCAAAGGGUGUAGAGGAAUACGGUGAUGACAACAACAAGGAAGAGAGGCAACCUGAUGAGGAGACAGGAAUAAAGCUCAAAGAGGCCAAGAAGAAAUUGUUAUGGAUGUCAAAGAGGAAGAUGAAUUGAAGAAGAUUAAUGAGGAAAUACGUGAAUCAAUGAAGGAUGAUGUAAUAU
Molecule: messenger RNA, 589 nt
Organism: Rubroshorea leprosula
Lineage: Eukaryota; Viridiplantae; Streptophyta; Magnoliopsida; Malvales; Dipterocarpaceae
Source: the annotation of a GenBank genome assembly